AUGGGCCUCAGAUGGCUGUUGGCUGUAACCGCGUGUGUGGUGGCUUGCGCAGGCGCCGAUCAUGGAGGCUCAUCCCUGCGAGGUGCACUUGAAGCGCUUCAGCGUCGGCAGCGAGGACGCAUGCACGGACCUAUUGCACCGCAACCGGACUACGAGUCUCUCUAUGAAUUUGUACCACCGCAAGCUUAUUUAGAACCCGAUUAUCCUGUCGAUGUUGAGGAUCUUGACGAUGAAACUGUACCGAAGUAUUUCGUAAAAUUAGCAAAUGAAGAUCCAAGAUAUCAAUAUAAACUGAUAAAAAAGAAGAAUUCCGGUAAUUCAGUGACCAAAAAAGAAUCCGCUUUCCGUGAGAGGAGUCACCAUUCAGACAAUGAAAGAUUACGUGAUUUGUUUACAGACAAAAGUGACUCUGAAGAGGAUAAUACCCUUGAUGACAAUGUCGAUAAUGAUGCCGAAUAUGCGGUGCUCUUAGGCCAACUUUGGUCAAAAUAUAAAUAUAAUAAAGAACACGGCAACAAUGUUGAGGCUGCCCCACAAGGUGUUGUCAAACUUUAUAAAGAGAAAGUAGUUAAGAAACGUUAUCCCGAUAAUUGGGGGCCCAUAGCAUUUAAACGAAAACGAAGCUCAGAGCUUGAAACUAAUCGUCCAGUUUUAUAUGAUUACGAUUCUCAAAAGAAUGAAAUGGGAUCGGCAGAGCCAAACUAUAAUUCAUACACUCUUUCAGAUGAAGAUAAAGACGAUCUACGUGAAGAGUAUGCCAUUGCUUUUCAACCAUUGGAUGACGAUAGCGCCUCUGACGAUGAAGAUCAAUAUACAUAUGAUACAGUUGAAAAACGUUUUCCAGUCACUAAACGUAGCAGUAGCCCGUACAAUUUAAGUACCCAGAAAAAAAGAUUUACGCAAAGUCAAAAUAAACGUGAAACAUCAAAAACAUUUCGUAGUAGCGCCGGCACUGAUCCAAAGAUUAUGAAAGACCUAUCGAAAAUAUUUGGUGACACUGAAAUCGAAAUUAUCAAAUCACCAGUAAAACGAAGCAGUGAUAACGUUGAACAUGAACAUGAUCCUGACCACGGAGCAAAACCCCCAAUAAUACCUGGAGAUCACAACAAAACAUAUGAACAGAAUAAAACAGCUAUAAUUGACGACGAUAGCCAUGAGCACCACGGUCAUAAUAUCCAUCACCCUGGUAUUUCUGGAAAGGAAGUAGCACAUGAAAAUAUGCAUAAUCACGAUCAUGGGCACGACCACAACCAUGGUGACAAGGAGAAACCGAUUCAUAUUAAAAAGAAAUCAAUUGAUUGGUCUGAUUAUUUCGGUAUAGACAAACGGACCAAAAAACCAGUAACUUUUUUCAAUGAUCUCACCCAAGACAGAUUAAGAAAACAAUACUUUGAUACUUUUAACAAGGAAGUAAUUUAUCCGUUAAAUACGUAUCGAAGACACACUAACGCAAAAAGAAACUAUAUGGAGCCCAAACCAAAUGAUGAAUCUGAAAUUCAAAUAGACGGAGCUCAUCUCUCAAGCCAGAAAGACGAAAAAAGAAGUUCGGCAACUGAUAACGACUCCAAACUAGAUAAUAUUGAUAAAAAACUAAGAAAUAUGGAAGGACUAAUCGUUGAUGAAGCUCUACAUUAUUCAAAUGUAGGAGCCGAUCUUGAUUCAAAAGAGGAGCAGGAAAUGAAAGAGAAAUUAUUAUCGCGUUUAGCAGCAGCUUACAGUUUAGAAAAAAUGAGAAAAGCUCUAAAAGAAUUUAAGCAAAGUCUGCAAAUCCAAAAGGCAAAAACUAAUGCACCUGCCCCAAUACCAACCGAUGAAACCAAAGCCAAGCGAGUUGCUGUAAAGAAAGAAAAAGUAGAAUUAAUUAACAAUGAAAUCCCUGGAUUUGAAAAAGGAGAGGACAGGAGUAAUGACUUCGAAGACGAACAAGGAGCUGGUCAUUACAUAAAUGGAAAAAUGGAAGAUCAGUUUUCUGAAGGUUAUAUGGGUGGAAGUGGUCGACACCGCAUACCUGUAAUGGCAACAGUUGGUGCCUCGGGAUCUUGCCCAGUGUUAGCGAAAAUUGUACAACGUUGUCGCGGCGUGGAUCUAUUAGCCGGUGAUCGGGGACAACUGUUCCUCCCGCACUGUAGUCUACACCAAAUCUGCUACCUCUGCGGCGAGGCUCCACCGACAACAUGCGACCUAGUUUUCCUUUCGGAAGCUGAUACCACGUGCGAAGGUGACAUGGGUUGUCAACGAGCGGCACGUUCUACUCUCAUGGCGCUUCGGGAGCUUCACGAUAGUCUUGCUGACGAGCUGGAUGGUGAAUGUGAGGCCAGUCCUUGUCUGCCUGCUACGCUCAAACUCAACAUCGGUUGGCAGCGCGCCUUUCUGCGAUAG
Arctia plantaginis is the source of this 2379-nucleotide messenger RNA. The record is from the annotation of a GenBank genome assembly. Lineage: Eukaryota; Metazoa; Arthropoda; Insecta; Lepidoptera; Erebidae.